Messenger RNA from Struthio camelus australis, 3167 nucleotides. Lineage: Eukaryota; Metazoa; Chordata; Aves; Struthioniformes; Struthionidae. The record is from RefSeq and is a predicted model, not a curated record.
CAAGAUCCUGGUUUUGCUCGGGAGGUCUUCAGGUGACUCAGGAGUCUGGGUAUAACCUCAAAACUGACCAGCAUCCCCGAGUCCAAGAAGAGGUUGACAGAAUUGAAUACUGACUCUUCCCUGGAGAUGGACAGAGUCACUAGACACAUCGUCUUCCAGUUCCCUCAGGCAACUCACAAACAGGACUACAACGAUGGCUACCAAGCCAGCUUGUCUGCAGAGCAGAGGGCUGAUGGUGAUGAUGAUGUGUUUGGUUCCUCUCGAUACAGCAGCCAGAAAGUGGAAAAUGGCUACGAGUGGAAAUUCAGGUCCAAGUCGCCCUCAAAUUUCCUAGAUGAUGGGAAAGAUGUCUGGACCCCCUCCCCAGACAGAGACUCCAAGCUGGAGGUGGUAAGGUCGGGAAGCCUGUACGACCUCAGGGCGUACAGAGGAGAGAGGAAGCCAUCAAAGCUCUAUGAAGAGGAUGAGGAGGAACAGCGCAGGGUCCGUCCGCCAAAUAUCUCACCUGAGAAAGCAAGAGAGCUUGAAGAUGAGAGAAGGGAGAUCAUCCGGAGCCAGGUGAUGAGGAAGAGCUCCACCGUGGGUGAGAAGUGGAGCUCCAUGGAUGAGCUGAGCUCCAUAAACACUGGCUCGGGCAGCCAGGGGGAAGGCAGGCACAAAGGCAGCUUCACCACUAGCUUUGCUGUUUGCUUUGACAAGCCUUCCCCAGGGAGAGCAGCAACACCUGUUGACCCUGAAAAUAUAGACACGGAACAGAUCAACUUCUCCGCUGCCCGGCAACAGUUCCUGAUGCUGGAAAAGACCAACCCAGACUCUCUUUUCAGCCCCAGGCAGCAAGCAAUGUCUCCAAAGCCAGAGUCGAUGACAAAAAUCUCUGUGCAAGAGUGGCACAGUCCUGAGACUGCCACGAAGGCUGCGAGGGGUUACAGCAGUCUUGGUGCACCCAGCCAGAGCAGAACAGACAAGACUGUUUAUCAGGUUUAUAACGUGUCCUACAAGGCACCUGCAAAGGAGGACGUUUAUGCUCCCAGAAGGACUGAUACUGAAAGAUCAUAUCCCACUGGGAAAAUAUCCAGCUUGACUAAAGUGUCUUCCAGAGAAGACCUGGACUCCGGCUUGGGUGAAAUGUAUACUGAAGCCAGUGCAGGCUACAUCAGCGACGGAAGCACGACCAACGAGAUCUUCGACACCCUCGUGGAAUCGAGGGCUGGCAGCAGUGGCUCAGACAAAGAGACGAAGGCCAGCAACGAGACACCCAUUGAGCGGGAAAUCCGCAUGGCGAUGGAGAGGGAGGAGAACCUCUGGAAAGAGAGGGGGAUCCAGAAGCUGACCUCCAGCAGCGAGCUGGUGGCAAUCCAGACCAAGCCUUUCCUCUCAGUGUCUGUAUCUCCCCUUCCAGCCAGGAAAGGGAAGGACAAAGGCCGCACUUCCUUUUAUGUCCAGAGGGAAAUAGAGCAGGAAACUAAGCGUGAAGAAGAUCUGAAGAAGGAAGGAAGGCUGCUGGGGAUGUAUGACAGGGGGACACAGCAGGAACUGGACGAGCGCAAGAAGGUAUUUCAGCAGGAGGAAACCCCCCUGACCCUGCAUCAGACAGCCUCCCCUUGGAAGGCAGAUGAGCACAGGAGGAGCUGGAUUAACGGGUUUGUGGCAGAGCAGUCCACAAGACACAGCUUCAGCCCCACGGAAGAUACCAGGGGUGGGGAAACCCCCCCAAACUACACAGUGAAUCUGACACACUCCCAGGCGUACCAGCCGCGCUUCGCAGCAGCCGCUAGCGAGAAGAGCAGGGAUGAGCCGUUGAUGUAUGACCGCGCUUCCGCCAGCGCCAGCAAAUGGGCGAGUGAGGAUUCCCGGGGAGGAAAGCUUCCUGGCGCCAUGCAGAGGUCUGGCUCCACCCUGAGCCCCACAGACAUAGGCGUCCUGCGUAAAGAGUACUUCUCCUUGCCCUUUUGGAAGCCCAAGAUCUCCUUUGUGGACCACAUGGGGACACAAAGCCCGCUAAGGAGGGAGAAGGGGCUGGAGGGGGAGGGCGGCCGGGAGGAGCAGUACACGCUGCGGACAUGGAAGCCCCAGACAUCAGCACUGAUUGAGGAGGAGAUCCGGAGCGACUUGCAGAGGGAAGAGGAGCUGCAGGAGCAGCGGAGAAAGAGGCAGCUGAUAGAGGGCUACUCCCUGGUCAGCAAUGACAGCUUUCCCAAGGAGGGCUCCCACUCCCGGCUUUCCUCGCAGACUUCAGCUGCCUCAGGUGUCUGUGGCAGCUACUCGGUGUCUGGGUCUCCAGUCUUUGCUCCUGCCUCGCACCAGACGGGAAUCCUGGGACUGGUAUCGUCAUUUACUCCGCUAAGAGUGGCUAGUCCCUCUCAGGGCAGCAUGGAGAGCCUCACCCUCGAAUCGACUUGUUCCAGUCCCUUCGAUGAGAGGAGGAGGAGGGUGAAGGAAGAUGGAAAGUACGCAGGCAUUGAACCCGUUGACAAAAUCAACACAGAGGUUGUUGAAAGCACCAGAGUGAUUCGUCACAAGAGUGCCAUGGCCAAACGCUGGGAGGCAGGGCAGUAUGUCAAAGAUGAUGACUGAAGCUCUCAUGGCCCAGGGAAGAACAGUGGCCGCUAGACUUUGCUCUGUAUUUAUCCUGUUUUGGAUGCAAUUGACACACUCAAAAUAUCUGAUCAGUUCAACUCCUGGUGAUCAUGAGACUUCUAAAUUGCAAAUUCCAUCUGUUUUUCAUCUAAUGGAUGAUCAUUCCAAUGCAUUAAAUGUGCUCAUUUGUUUUUCCUCCUUCCCUUUGAGGUGAAGUAACACUUUUUUUUUUUGUAAAGGAGGGAAAAAGCAAAUCAGUUACUUUUAAUCACUUCUGCAAGGAGAGACAGUAAAUUAAAAGAAAUCAUACGGUAAUCUAACUGCUCUCUCAUUGGAAGCUGCGUCUCUGGCUUACAAAGAAAAUGUUUUAUUUCUGAGUGGUUUUAGGUUUUUAGGUACCACAGUAUCAGGCAUCACCUAGGAAGGUACCUAGACUGAAGUAUACCUUUGGAUCAAUAUGAGCAUCAAAUCGGGAAAUCAGGUUUUUGAUUUAAGUCAUAUGAUCUGUUGAGACGCAGUGAUAUAUAACAUAUACAUAUUUUAAUGCUGUUUAUUUUGCUAAUUUAUUAAAGAGUCAUUAUUCUCUCUCA